UUUCUUAAUUAAAUAAUUAUAUAAAAUUAAAAAUAACAGCUGAAAGAACAGAAAUGUCAGGUAUGUCAUCAUCUGAAGAACAGAGGUGAGGGUGAUGACUGGAGAAACAGACACAGACAUUCCAGAUACAGGUGCUGUAUUUACCUUUGGAAAUAGUAAAAUAGCCAACAAUGUGCCCAGCAGGUUAUGGUUAAAGAAUGAUAUACCUGUGCACAUCUCAUGUGGACAGUCACACUCAGCCUUUGUAACAGAGCAGGGCCGUUUGUUUGUGUUUGGAAGUAAUGACAGCGGUCAGCUUGGUCUACAAGCUAAAGGUCCAAUUAAAAAACCAAUCUGUGUUAAAGUUCUUAAAGGGGAGAGAGUUCAGUUGGUUGCCUGUGGGACUGAUCACACGCUCGUAAGCACAUCACAAAGGGAGAUUUUUGUAGCCGGAGGAAACAGUGAUGGACAGUUGGGACUGGGCCAUUGUAAUGGCAGUGUCUCUUUCCAGUGCCUCCGCACCUUUUGUGACUAUGCUCCAAUAAAAUUGCUCUGUGCAGGUGACCACACCUCUGCUGCACUUACAGAGGAUGGCAGGCUGUUUAUGUGGGGUAAUAACUCGGUUGGUCAGCUUGGUUUGGGGAAUGACAGUCAUGCCUUGUUGCCUAAAGAACUGAAAUUGGGACUGCCCGUUCAGUCGGUCUCAUGUGGAUACAGACACUCAGCUCUGGUCACAGAUAAUGGGGAUGUUUUCACUUUUGGGGAAAGUGCAGAUGGACGACUGGGUCUUUCUGCUCAUCUGCUGGCCAAUCACAGGUGUCCCCAGCGAGUAGAAUCUCUGCACGGGGUUCUGCAGGUGGCAUGUGGAGGCAAGCACACUCUCGCCCUCACAGAGGAAGAGUUAUAUUCUUUUGGCCGUGGAGAGUUUGGUCAGUUAGGGUUGGGGACGAUGAUGUUUGUAGCAGACACACCUGUUGCUGUCGGCCACUUCAGGAAAGGCAGGGUUACCCAUGUGAAAUGUGGUGAAAACCACACAGCGCUUAUAACAGAUAGUGGUCUUCUGUACACAUUUGGAGAUGGCCGUCAUGGGAAGUUAGGCCUUGGAGACGAGAACUUCACCAAUCAGUUCUGUCCAACUGUGUGCCAGAGGUUCUUUGAUUAUUCUGUCAUGACUGUGGCAUGUGGUUCUAGUCACAUGCUGGUGUUCGCACGGCCACGGCAACAGGAAAGUGAAGAAGUUUGUUUAGAGGAUGAAGAUGUUACUUACUCUUACCUGGACAGGUGUUAUACCUCAAUGCUACAGGGGGAACCAUUAGAACAUAUUCCAGGCCCAGCUCUUGUCUCACAACUGACCUUUCUCCACCCAUCUCUUCCAACCUCUCACCGCUGGAGCCUAUCAACACGGGCCAGACGGAGACUGAGGAAGAGCUCAUCUGCACAGUUUGGUCCAGAAUUUUGCAAUCUUCCUCCCCUUACAACUGGCUUUACUGCACUAGCCCUGACAGGCAACAUCCUUCAACCCAGAUCUCCAACAGACACUCCUAAACGCUUCAGAACUGAUGUCCCUGUGGAAUCUUCUUCUACCUCAAUCACACUGCCUGUCAGGACACUUCCACUCACACCCAUCACUAAGAGCACAGGGGACUGCCAUAGUGUUGGAACAUCUGAAAACAGCCUGUCAGAAAAGACACGUGAACAGCAUAAGAACAAGAUGGCAAGAGCCUCUUCUAAUGGGAAGGAAGAGAACGUUCCUCAGGAUCUGCCCACUGAAGUACAGACUGGUUCUGUUUCUCAUCCGUCAAUGACAGAAUCUCCACCACCAAGCAGUCUUAAACACAAGAAGCCCAGGUCUGGAGACCCAAAGAAUGCUGCUACGCAGGAAGAACGUUUUAAUGCUACAGUAUCAGAAAGCAAAAUGCAAUCCAAAACAUGCAAAAAACCUAUCCAGAGUACAAAUAAUAAAUCUAAAGGUCAAGCAGUAGAGGUCAGAUCAUCUCCAGAGAGAAUGUCAGCUAAAGAAAGGGAGGCAUGCAGUGAAACAUGCAGUAUUAAUAUUGAUUCAAGGCCCAAAGUUUCAAAACCAGAUCCCAGAGAUCAAGAGGUCACUACUCCUGCUGAGAUGAAGCACAAGACCAAGUCGAGUUCACUUAAAAUUCAGAAUACAAGUUCUCCAGUUCAGGAAGCCAUGCCUACAAAAGUUUUAGAGGUCAAAUCACAUCAAAUUAAAGAGGAGGGUAUUCCAGUAAGAGCUACAAAAAGGGUAAAAUCUCCAGUCAAGGAUCAAGAAGUCAACUCUGGCAGGAUGGAAGUUAGUGUGGUCGAAUCAAUACUUCAGGCAGGUCCUGCUCAAAAAGACAUCAUGCCAUGCCAUGGAAAGGCUCAAGAGGUCAUAUCAACACUGAUCGAUACACAAGAACAGGAAAAGCCGUCAGUCAAAAUUCCAGCCAAACUGCAAGACACUCCUAAAAAGGGAAAUCAUGUUGACACAGAAGAAAACCCUGGUGAACUUACACCAAAGAAAGCUAAGAAGAAGAGAUCAGAAGUGGAAACACCCAGCCCUCUAUCGGUUUCCAUACCAACACGAAUGUCUAAAGCAAAAAAGGGAAAGCCUGUGGAGGCUGAAAACUCAAAUGUCCAGCUUAGAACUGAGAUGCUAGCACAAGUCAAAAGGGAAAAUGAUAGUAAAACACCUCAGAACUCCAAUAUAUCAUUUCCCCCUCUAGAGAACAGAAAAUCAGGAGGAGCUGCUGAAAUAAGCCAGUCCGCUUCCAAUCUGCCGUCUGAGCAAACAAAUAGCCAGUCACCCUCUGAUAAACUGCUUACUGAACAGAAAUAUGAAUUUCCAUCAAUUAAAAGCUUAACUCCAGAAGGAGGCCACUCAUUUUCCAGUUUAUGGUCCAAUAACGAAUCAGCAACCAGGAAAUCUUCCACCAUAAAAGAAACUGAAUCAUCAUCUGCUAAUUUGUUAAAUCUAUCACCACAAUGGAGGCAGUCACCACUAAAUGAAAUUAAAUUAGAUGGCAAAUCAGUUGAACCUGAAGAGCCAGACAGGAAGCCACAGGCUGAGCAGAGCAUUAUGGGUAGUGUAGUUUCACCACUAGCGGCCAUGGCUAUAGUUAGUGCUGCACCACUACUAAUAAAAGCUGCUGAAGUUCUUUCGGAAACUUCACCAGAACAAAGUAAUAAGAUAGAACAUCAAUUGGACCCGGACAGCACAGUUCAGGAUCUAUCAGCACAAUAUGUACAAAACAAGCUUGUUUCAGAUGAAAACAGAAAAAUGGAGAAAGAAUCUGAUGUGAAGGAUAGCGAAACAGAGAGAGCAGAAGAGAGAGGUGAAGAAGAGACUCUCGCUGAGGAUGAAGAAGAAAGUGAGGGGGUUGGGCAGAAAGAAGAGUACAGUGGUGUUGAGGAUGAAGAAGAAAGAGAAAGCGAUAAUGAUAAAGACGGUGAUCAAAAAGGAGAGGAGGGAAGUGAGGAAGAGGAGGGAGACGAGGACAGUGUUGUUGAAGAUGAAGAAAGAGAAAGCGAUAAUGACAAAGACGGUGAUCAAAAAGGAGAGGAGAGCAGUGAGGAAGAGGAGGGAGAUGAGGAUAGUGAUGUUGAAGAUGAAGAAAGAGAAAGCGAUAAUGACAAAGACGGUAACGGUGAUCAAAAAGGAGAGGAGGGUGGUGAGGAAGAGGAAGAUGAAAGUGAGGGGGUUGGGCAGAAAGAAGAAAAUGAUGUUGAAGAGAAAGAAGAAAGAGAGACCGAUAAUGAUGAAGACAGUGAAAGUGCUCAAAAAGGAGAGGAGGAUUGUGAGGAAGAGGAGGGAGAAGAAGAGGAAAGUGAGGGGGUUGGACAGAAAGAAGAGAGUGAUGUUGAAGAUGAAGAAGAAAUAGAGAGCGAUAAUGAUGAAGACAGUGAAAGUGGUCAAAAAGGAGAGGUGGAUGGUGAGGAAGAGGAGGGAGACGAAGAGGAAAGUGAGAUGGUUGAGCAGAAAGAAGAGAACAGUGUUGUUGAAGAUGCAGAAGAGAGAGAGAGCGAUAAUGAUGAAGACAGUGAAAGUGCUCAAAAGGGAGAGGGGGACUGUGAGGAAGAGGAGGGAGAAGAAGAGGAAAGUGAGGCAGCAGGGGAGGAAGAGGAUGACAGCAAUAGUGGACAGAGCAGUAAAAGUGAGGGAGAGAAGAGUGAAGAAGGUGGAUGUGAAGAUGUGACUGAAAGAGAAGAGGAGAAUGAGGGUGAGGAUGGAGAAAUGGAAGAAGAGAAUAAGGAUGAAGAGAGUGGUGGUGAAGAUGAGGAAGAAGAGAGGGAGAGCUGGGAUGGAGGGAGUGAGGGAGAGGAGAAAACCGAUCCAGAGGAGGAGCAGGAAGGAGAGAACAGAACGGAGGAGAAAACAGAAGUAGGGGAAAAAUCUGACAGUGAAGAUGAAAAUACAAAUGUGAGAUCAGAUGAAGAAGAGGAAGGAGAGAGCGAAGAAAAUGAUGGGCGUGAAGAGGAAGAGAAUGAAAUAGAGGAAGGAGAGGAAGAAAAGGGAGACGAAAAGAGUGAGGAAGAAGAUGAGGAGGAAAAUCAAGAAGAAGAGACUGAUCAUGAAGAGGAGGAGGAAAACAGAGAUGAGGAAGAAGAAGAGAAUGGCGAAGAGGGUGAAGAAGAUGAGGAACAGGAGGAAAUGGAAAAUGAUAAUAAAUUGAAAGACAAAAAAGAUGGAGUAACAAACAGUGAAGAAGAGGAGAGUGAGGGAGAGAAAGAAGAUCGACAGAAUGACCUGGAAUCUAAAAACGAAGAAAAGUUUUCCAAGAAAGAUGGGGAUGAAGAAAGACAGGAAGGAAGUGAACAGGUUGAGGAAGAUGAUGGAGACGUGGACAGAGAAGAUGAAGAUGAUGAGGUAGACAAGCUGAAUGAAAUGAUGGAAGAAAAGAAUGAGGAAGAGGAAGGAAGUGAGGAAGAAACAGAAGAGGAGGAGAAAGAAACAGACAAGAAAGAAGAGAAUAAAAAAUCAGACAGAAGUGGGAGGAAAGCGAAAGAAUCUACUGAAGAGGAAGAUGAAGAAGAGAGUGAGGAGGAGGAUGAGGAAGAAGCAGAGCUGAAGGAAAUGAAAAUAAAAAGGACACAGAGAGAAACUAGUGAAGAAGAACAAGAGGAGGAAGAGAGUGAGGAGGAGGAAGAGGAGGAAGAAACAGAGAGGGAAAAAAUUGAUAUAAAAACUGAGAGAAAUAGGAUGAAACCGAGAGAAACUAGCGAAGAGGAACAAGAAGAAGAGAGUGAUGAAGAUGAGGAGGAAGAAGAAGCAGAACAGAAUGAAAUGAAUAUAAAAACUGAGAAAAACAGGAGGAAACAGAGAGAAACCAGUGAAGAGGAAGAAGAACAGGAAGGAGAAAGUGAGGAAGAGGAGGGGGAAAUAGAAGAGCAGAAAGAAAUUGGGAGGAUACAGACAGAAUCUACUGAAGAAGAAGAGGACGAAGAAGAAGGUGAAGAGGAAGAAGAAGAAGUGGAAGAUGAGGAAGAAGAAGAAGGUGAGGAAGAGGAAGAAAAGACCAAAAAAGUACCAAAACAGAGAGACAAACCAAAUGUGUUACCUGCACGAAGACAGACAAGUGCACAGAGAGACAGGCAGAAGACUAGACAAAGAGAUCAACAGAAUGUUAAAGGGAAGAAGCAAACAGAUGGUGCUCAGGACCCUCAGUUCUGGGACAGUGUCUUACCACAGUAUCUGAACCUUAAAUGACCCCGAAUCUGCACACUACAAGUUUCUUACUUCUUUAAGUGGAUUCUUGAUUAUAAAGUGCCUUGACUAAAUUAUUCCAUACAUAUUCUGUUACAGUAUUGUCAUAGUGAAUGUUAUUUUUUAAGCACAGAUUUAUUUCAGACUUUGAAUAUUUUCAUGUUCUGGUCUAUUGACAUUCCUUUUCCAAGACCUGGUCUGUUAUUAGCAGCAUACCAGACUACUGUAAAUGAUAACUGCAAUUUAAAAGUGCAAGAGACAGUCACGCACCUACAUUCUUUGAUUGAAAAGUGGAUAAUAUUUUGCUGUUUUGUUCAAGAAACUAUGAAAUACAAUGUUCU
Messenger RNA from Pimephales promelas (fathead minnow), 6021 nucleotides. The record is from RefSeq and is a predicted model, not a curated record. Lineage: Eukaryota; Metazoa; Chordata; Actinopteri; Cypriniformes; Leuciscidae.